This is a messenger RNA of Monodelphis domestica (gray short-tailed opossum), 1149 nucleotides long. It is a transcript of the gene MMP24OS, whose product is annotated as MMP24 opposite strand. The record is from RefSeq and is a predicted model, not a curated record. NCBI's taxonomy places the organism in Eukaryota, Metazoa, Chordata, Mammalia, Didelphimorphia, Didelphidae.
GAGGGGUGUCCCAGCAUGAAUGACCCCUUCAACGAGCAUGCGCUGAAGAACGCAGGCGCACUCAUCUCUCAACCGGAUUCUGGCCGAGGCGGAGCGCCAUGUCAUGCCACGCCCCAAUCCACUAUAUCACGAAUGGGGGCGGGGUUUGCAGAUUCUCGUCUACGAUUGGCUGUGUGGGACGCAUCCGGAUGUAUUGACCAGAGCCCUUGGAGUCGGAUCACGCCGGCGCAGUCGGCGGCUGCUAGGAGAUCGGUGCUUCAGGUUGAAUCCUCUUGGCCGCAGCCCAUGGGAGCGCAGCUGAGCGGCGCGAGUGAUGGCGAUAGCCCAGGCCCGGCUGACCAGGCCGCGGAGCAGCCCCAGCCCGCCGCCCCUGGAGCUGGCGAGGGAGCCCCCAGACCCCGCCCUGACCCGGAGGUGUGGGGUCCCUUGGACGAUGUGCGCUUCGUCAUCGUCUGCACGUCCUGGUACUAGCAGGGCACCAGAGCUGCGUUCGGACCCGUGGAGCACCGUGGUGAUGGAGGGCAGCUGCUGCCUUUCCCUAGCCGCGGGCAUCUCUUCCCCCUUCCCUGACCCCACACUUUCUAUUGCCCCUCUUCACUUGGUAAUGGGAGGUGGGGCGGGGCGCUUUGCCACCACUUCCCUCAGUUCUCUUCCCCCGCCUCCCCAACCUGACAUCCCUGUUAUCUCUUUGCCUGCACUUUUACUCGUUUAUUCUUAGAACCCUUUAGUUUCUGGACAUUUAGUUCUGGAUUGGCUAGCCUCUCCUCUCUUUAGACACUCCCACCCCCACCAACAAAGAUGCAGAGGGCCUCCACUCCCCCCCCCCCCCCCAUACACAGACAUACCUUCCCAGCUUCUUGGGUUGUUUUCUUAGUGCGAAGCACCUCCUUUCUUAUCCUCCCACCCCCCGUGGGAUGUUAAAUUUAUCUGGAUCUCAAUUGUACACGGGGCUCCAAAAGCAUUACUCUAAUCCCCCCAACCCCUGGGUUCCUCCCCAAUCAGCAUUCUUUUCCCAAGAAUACUGUACCACUUGGGCCCUCCAGGGUCAAGUUUCUUGUCCUCCUCUCCAGAAAAGUGACAAUCUGUAUAUUUUCAUUUUAUUUAGAAAUGGUUUAAAAAACAUUAUACAAAGGCUGAUCAGUUUUAAAA